AUGCCCCAGCGGGUGCCCCCGGCCUGGCACUCGGACAUGCAGCUGCCCGGGAAGCUGCUCCUGUCGGCGGCCGCGCUGCUGCUCCUGUCCCUGGCCUUCAGGUUUUAUAGGAACCGCUCGCCUCCCCCGGGAAAAAUCCCGCCGGGAGAGCAGCGAGAAAACCGGGAUGGGGAUGGGGAUGGGGCCCUGAGGAAGAGGAGCAGGAGGGAUGGGUGGGACAAGUCUGGGAAUGGCCCCGGGAUGCGGCACGCGGCUCUCGGCGGGGAGCAGAGCUUUCCAAGGAAUGAGGAGGAGGAAGGAGAGGAGGUGGAUUCGGAGCUGAUUCCCAGGAAAGCUCCGCUCGGUCCGGCCAGGAUGGAAAGGGAGUUGGGAAGGAAACUGGGAUGGAAGUUGGGAAUUAAAUCAGAAGGUGAGGCGGGGGUUGAGCUGGGGAGUGAUCCCGGGAGCAGGACGGGAAGCGAGCUGGGAAAAGAGCCGGGAAGCAGGCUGGGAAUCAAGCCGGGAAACAAUCCAGGAAGAAAGCCAGGAAGUGAGCCAGGAAGCAAAUUGAUAACGAAGCCAGGAAAUGAGUCGGGAAGUGAGCAGACAAGAGAGCUGGGACACAAGCUGGGAAAUAAACUGGGAAUUGAGUCAGGAAUCGAGCUGGGAAAUGAACCGGGAAGCAAGCUGGAUAGUAAGGCAGGAAUUGAAGUGGGAACUGAGCUGGGAAGUGAACCGGGAAACAAGCUGGGAAUGGAGGUGGGAAGUGAGCCGGGGAUGUCGUUGGGAAGCGAUCUGGGCUCUCACGACCCCGGGGCCGUGGCCGGAGGCCGGGACAGCCCCGCAGGGAAGGACGCAUCUGCCCCGAGCUCCCGGCGUUCCCCAGGGAUUCCCGACGCUCGGACAGAGGGGGAUGGAUGCGCCCAGAGCACGGAGCAGGAUCCGGCUGGAGCAGGGAGGAGCAGAGAGAACAGCACGGGGACAGUCCGGACCCUCAGCGUCACCUCCAGCCUGGGACUGCUGCUGACGGCGAGCGAGGCGGGCUCGGACACCUCCUACUGCUUCUCCUCCGUGGCCAAGAUCCAGGUGGAGGAGAACUUCAUCCCGGAGCGCCGGGACAAGGACAGGGACAGCUCGCCCAGGCCUGGCCUGCGGGGCAAAGUCUACGACUACUUCGUGCAGUCCACCUCCGAGUCGGUGUCCAGGCGGACGUCCCUGCCCUUCGUCCCUGCGGGGACAUCUCAGUGUCACGGGGAGCAGGGCCAGGCAGAGCCGUGGAGCCCCGGAACCCAGGGGGAGAAUCCAGCUUUGGAAACUCCUGAUCCCGACCCCUCCUCAGCUCCACAGGAGGGCACGGAGAGCCCCCCCGAGCCACCUUCUCCCGACAGGAAGAGCAGCACCCCGGGGAUCUCCCCCCAGCUCCCGCUGCCCGGUGGGGUUCCAGCUGCGGGUCCUGAGCCGUGCCAGGUGUCACCGCCCGGCCAGGUGCACCUGGGGAACUGCUCCGAGGUUCUGCGCGCGGCCAAGGCGCAGCAGCUGCGGGCCCUGCAGGACGCCGCGCUCCAGGUGAUGAGCGACCACCUCCUGCAGGUGCUGCGCUCCCCGGCCAUCUACGGCCGCCUCAACGCCGGCGAGCGGGAGCUGCUCCCGGCGCUCCGGAGCCGCGGGCGGCCGCGCCUGGUGGUGGCCGAUGUCCCCCCGGCCGAGCCCGGCCACCGCCGCGGCCGCCUCUGCUACUACGACGAGGACGGGGACCGCUGGUGCCAGCUGUGCCAGCUGCCGGCCGAGGUGGCCGGGCGGGGCUGUGCCGUGUGCUCCAUGUUCAAUUACCUGUUCGUGGUGCCCGGCUGGGAGGGCGCGGGCCCGGAGCGGAGCCCCUCGCGCCGCGUGCUCUGCUACGACCCCCUGGGCGACAGCUGGCGCGACAUCUGUCCCCUGCGCCAGGCGCGGCCACAUUGCCAGCUGGUGGCCCUGGACGGCCACCUCUACGCCAUCGGGGGCGAGUGCUUGGCCACCAUGGAGCGCUACGACCCCCGGCGCGACCGCUGGGCCUUCGCCGCCGCCCUGCCCCGGGACACCUUCGCCGUGGCCCACGCGGCCACCGCUUGCGACGGGGACAUUUACGUCACCGGGGGCACCCUGCGCUCGCUGCUGCUGCGCUACGACACCCGCGGGGACAGCUGGGCCGCCAGCCCGGCCGUCGGCGACAAGGACAGGACGGCCGAGCUGGUGAGCGCCCACGGGUUCCUGUACCGCUUCCAGCUGCGGCGCGGCGUGGGCGGCACCGAGGUGGCCGUGUCGCGGUGCAGCGCCAGCGCCAGGCUGUGGUACCGCUGUGGCAGCCACCCCCUGCCCGAGCCGGCCGGGCUGCGCUGCGCCGCCCUGGGCGGCCUCGUCCACUGCCUGGGCCGCGGCUUCCAUCUCCGCUUCCUGGCCGACCCCGUCUCGCCGCGCUUCGGGGCCAAGGAGCUGCGGCCCUUCCCGGCGCCCCACGGGAGCCUCCUGCCCUCGGUCCUGGUGCUGCCCGAGGGGGGCACGGAGCCACCGCGGCCCUGA
This is a messenger RNA of Serinus canaria (Common canary), 2535 nucleotides long. RefSeq names its product kelch domain containing 7A (gene KLHDC7A). Lineage: Eukaryota; Metazoa; Chordata; Aves; Passeriformes; Fringillidae. Gene Ontology annotation, molecular function: protein binding. The transcript is spliced from 2 exons. The record is from RefSeq and is a predicted model, not a curated record. Bases 1 to 2535 code for a protein of 844 amino acids.